Molecule: messenger RNA, 3070 nt
Organism: Dermacentor albipictus
Lineage: Eukaryota; Metazoa; Arthropoda; Arachnida; Ixodida; Ixodidae
Source: RefSeq, a predicted model, not a curated record
AAAAGUCUUCGUGACAUGCUGCUGCGUCGACUCACCAGCAAGAGCUUCACUGUUAAAUAUGAAGCAGUUCAACGGCUUUUAUGGCUGCUCAUGGUGCUUGGAAAAAGGAACUGCUGUGGAACGUAAGUUGAAUGUUUGUCUUGUGAUACCAGUACUCAGACGUUGCAGUUGUGUCCCAGAACAAUGUUUUGCUACUGUUAUAUUUAUUUACAAAGCCUCACAGCUCUGCACAGUGUCCUUCAGUGCUGCAAAUAAUAGUUAAAUUGAACAGUCCAGAUUUGAUAGAGGGAAGAAUUAGUGCGUAAUGUAUGUUUCAUUGCCCAAAGUACAUCUAUUAUGUACCAUAAAUCAAGAAAAACGCUUCAUAUUGGCCACCCUCAUAACAGUUGUGCCCCUGAUCAACUUGAGGCGCUUAAUGUUUUUCUAUUUUCUCUCCGAGAUUCCUAUACUCGAGCGCCGAGACUCGCGGAUAACCGUUCGUGGGCGUGCCCUCGGGAUCUGUCGCGCAGAAGCAAAAGCGAUGCAGGCGAAGCGCAUGUCGUUGACAAUGGUACAGACCAGAUGCAACGACGUGAGCUAGCUAGCCGACACGCAGAAACGUACACUCGAACAGCAUGCAGGAUAAUGGUGUCCCCAGACGAACCUCCAGAGCCCACCCAGCACGCAGAACAACACACCCCAGGCAGGCGAUGCCAGGUUGUGCACAUUGGUACGGAUCGACUGCGUGCAGCGAUGCGCGUGCACUCGGCGCGAGCUCGCAUGGAGACAGAUGACCAGGUGGCUCAGCUCGAGGCGACGCGCGCGCUAUUAUCCUACGCGGCCUAACGCGGCACAGCCCAGCCGGUGCCGACACUUCCCCCCGUCCUCUUGUAGACCGGCGCUUGCUUUAAGCGCGCGCACGUGACAUUUGAAGGCGCGGGAAUUUUGAAAUAAAGGAAUGCGCAGAACACGACGGGGCCGCACAUGCAGCCACUCGAUGCGUCCAUAUGGAGAACUUCGUUUUAGGUUCAACUGGGCAACUAAAGCAUUGCACGUCGGGCGCUUGCAGGGUAGCCUUCGGGAAAAAUCGAGAUAAGGGACGCCGCGAUAGUUCCCGUGGCUUAUAUCACAUAUGGUGAGCAGAUGCGCGCUAGGUAAAAGUUGUCAACGCCUCCUUUAGUGGUCCAGGUUCCGGGGGUUCCUCCUCAUCCUUUCGUGCGCGCUCUUCCACCUUAAAAGUAAAAGACCGCUGAAAUAAAGGUCGCUUGAACCCCAGUCAACGAUCGAGGUGUGCGUAUGGUCUUACUCUGCUUUUUCUCGUUUAUCUCUCGUUCCUAGCGAUUUAUAAUACAUUUUGUUGUGUUAAAAAGCCCACUCGGCUCUCUUCGAUCUGUCAGCGGUGCAAGUGCUACUGAGGAUUGUUUGUGAGCAACUUCCACGCAAUUAAGAUGAGUUCUCCGCGAGCGAAGCGGUACAGACGCUACCUAGAGCCUGAGCGAUCGCGCUAUGUUCCUCGACAAACACGUCACAAUCAACGCGUGAGGCAGGGCGAUGCGCCGCACGCUGACGGCGUCAGCGAAAGCUCGUCGGCCAGCGACGAACGCCGGCCGGACUCGCCAACCUGCUCGGAUCAAUCUACGGUGGCUGAUGUCGAUCAACUGGGCGAAGAUUUUUCAGAUUGCGAAGAAGCUGACGACAUCCCGCAAGAACGCGUUGACUUACGAACAGAAGCUGCUGCUUGCGAAGGAGAGGCUGGAAAUGAGGGUGAAUACGUGGAAUGCGGCAACCGCGACGAAGAACAGGCUGACGAUUUCGAGGAUCAACGAGCUGACAAUAGCGGCGAUGGAGAAACUGAGGGCCCCGGAGAACAAGCUAAUGACCGCGACGAAGAGGAAGGUGACGACUGCGAAUUUAGUGGCGACUUUCUCGAGGAACAAGCUAAUGACCGCGACGGAGAGGAAGUUGAUGACUGGGAAUUUAGUGGCGACUUUCUCGAAGCUGAUGACCGCGACGUAGAGGAAGAUAACUACGAGUUUAGUGACGACGUUCUCGACGAACAAGCUGAUGACCGCGACGAAGAGGAAGGUGACGACUGCGAUUUUAGAGGCGACUUUCUCGAAGAACAAGCUGAUGACUGCGACGAAGAGGAAGAUGAUUGCGAAUUUAGUGGUGACUUUUCGGAUGAUAACGACGACUCGACAAAUGAUGACGUAGACGACGAUGAUGUGAGGCAGUUCUUCGAGAAGUGUGAGAAAGAAACCUUGCCUAAUCAGGCCAUUAACAAAGCCCAGGCAAUGUUGCUUAUUAUGGCCUAUGUUUUAUACGCUGGAUUGACAUGGUCACAAGUGGAUGGACUGCUGAAGCUUGUUAAUACCCUCUGUGGGACCGAAGUGGUGCCUGAAACAAAGUACCUCUUUAGGAAAAUGUGGCAAAACAGAAUGAAGUCGCUUGGUGUGCACUUCUUCUGCCAGCGUUGUUAUGGCUACCUUGGAUCCCAAAAUCUCAAGGACAGAUCAAGCAAUUUAACUUGUAGCCAGUGUAGAGUGACGCGAACUGUAAGCUGGCUGCUCUUGAAAGGCAGCUUCUUUUUGGUCUUUGACUUGAAGAAACAACUGCUCAGUGUGCUCUCGCAAGCCUCAACAGAACUGUUUCAACGAUUAAAAUCAGGAGCAUCUACAGUAUAUGGGAUGUAUUCUGAUAUUACUGAUGGGCGCCUGUACCGCAGCAUCAGGGAACGUGUGAAUGCACAGUGGUGUGACAUCACCGUGACUAUCAACACUGACGGAUCACCAGUGUUUAAGUCCAGCAAGACAGUGUGUGGCCCAUUCAAAUUUUGGUCAACGAACUGCCAUUUAACAUUCGCUUCUGCAACAUUGUUGUUGGAGCACUGUGGUUUGCGAAGUGCCACCCUCCAGCGCACCUGUUCAUGCAGACUUUUGUGAAAGUGUUCAACAACAUGAACACGAUUUCUUGGCAACAUGCUGGAGAAAGAAUUAAUUCAAAAGUCUUCGUGACGUGCUGCUGCGUUGACUCACCAGCAAGAGCUUCACUGUUAAAUAUGAAGCAGUUCAACGGCUUUUAUGGCUGCUCA